Messenger RNA from Candidula unifasciata, 352 nucleotides. Lineage: Eukaryota; Metazoa; Mollusca; Gastropoda; Stylommatophora; Geomitridae. The record is from the annotation of a GenBank genome assembly.
AUGUAUGUGUGUGGUUGGGGGGGGGGGGAAUACAAGUUGGUCAAGCGAACAUGGAGGAAUCGCGGGAAUGGCUUAGACAUGAAUGUCCGCAAAGCGUGGGAGAUGGGCUACACGGGUAAACGAGUGGUGGUCACUAUACUAGAUGAUGGCAUCGAGAAGGACCAUCCAGAUCUUUACAAGAACUACGACGAGAAUGCCAGCUACGAUGUCAACGGGCACGACCCAGACCCACAACCUCGCUAUGAUUAUACUAACGAAAACAGACAUGGUACAAGGUGUGCUGGAGAAGUGGCCGCUCAAGCUGACAAUCAUGUCUGCAGUGUAGGAGUGGCUUUCAAUGCUAGGAUUGGAG